Messenger RNA from Monopterus albus (swamp eel), 2052 nucleotides. It is a transcript of the gene mipol1, whose product is annotated as mirror-image polydactyly 1. The coding region runs from base 316 to 1701 and encodes 461 amino acids. The record is from RefSeq and is a predicted model, not a curated record. NCBI's taxonomy places the organism in Eukaryota, Metazoa, Chordata, Actinopteri, Synbranchiformes, Synbranchidae. The transcript is spliced from 13 exons.
GUGUUCUGGAUGUGUUCUAAACACGACUCCGCCUUGAAUGAAUAUUUCAUUAUCCAGUUCACCUGUGGGCACCUGUCCCUCACACCCUGGCUUGGCGUCACAGUCAAACGGUGUUCACAUCUGCAUUUCUUUUUACAUUUUAUUUAUUUUCUAUUCUGGGAAGUGUUAGACUUCACUACACAUGGAUGGAGACACACACACGUUGUGAAUGAUCACUGUUGUAUUUACGUUUUACUUGUUUAAUGUGAACUCUGUCACUGUUCUACUUACGCCUGAUGACCUGUGCUCUGAUCUGAUUGUUUAACGAGAGCCGUCAUGUCCACACCGAGUGUCAAAGCUAAUCCCAGAGUGAACGUGGAGCUGCAGCAGCGCCUGCCCUCUCCUUCCAGAAGGCAUCUCAGCAACAUCAGCCAGCGAGUCAUCAACCCUGACAGACCAGGAAUCAGCCUGAGCCUGGACCUGGACCACACUGACCGGCCUCAGGCCCCUCAGCACCUCCAGGAGCCUCUGACCUCCUGCUCCCCUUCACCUCUGGUUCAGAGGUCAUCUGUCUCUCCUGUUUCACCCCAGUCGCACAGGAGAUCUGUCUCUCCAUUGUCCUCCAGGCCUCCAGGAGUUGCAGGGGAGAUGGAGACAGACUUCUCUACCACUAGAGGCCCUUCUCCUUGGGCAGACAGCUGUGGUGAUGCCCCUGAUGGAGGUGGAGCAUCCAGAAGUCCUGGUAGUCCAACCUUCAGAAGACACCCGGUCACUGCUGACAACAGUCUUCACCAGGACAUCAUGUUGGCUCGAGUUCAGAGUUUCGAUCGAGACAAAAACAUCUCCUUUCUACUGAAGGAGCUCGAUGCCUUGAGGGAAGUGAACAAGAAGCUGCAGGAUCAGCUAGUGCAGAAGGAGACAGACCUGCAGCGGAGGGAAGUGGAGGAGGAACUGAGGGAGGAGCUGAGGGAGGCCCGAGGCUGGGAGAGACCUGCAGCGGUGUUGGAGGAGGUACUGGCAGCUCAGAAGGACCGAGACCAGGCUCUGAUGUCACGACUCCUGCUGGCCAAUGAGGAGCGAGAUGAGGCGGUGUUGCGUUUGCGCCGACUGCACCAGGCCACUGAGACGGAGAAUCUGAAGCUGGAGGAAUCUGACAUGGACAUAGAUGAGCUCCUUCAGUGCGUUUGUGAUGCUGACUCUGUCCAGGAAGUUGAACGGUUUGGUUCAUUUUUGGUUCAGCGUUUUCGGGUGGCAAGGCAACGACGAAGUGACAUCACUACUCAGGAGAUGAAGGCCGUGAUGGAGGAGAGAGACGGAUCUGUGGCCAAGUGUAAACGCCUGGAGCAGGAUCUGAUGCAGGAGCGAGAGCAGAGGCCGAUCCAGGCCGAGCUGCUGAGGCUGCAGAGAGAGAGAGACAGAGCGUUGGAGGACCGGCGGCAGCUGGAGGCGGAGCUACAGGCUCUACGAGCCAAUUACAGCUGUCAGGCCCUCCUCACCCCUCCUCCUUUGCUGCCCAGUGAGGGUGUCUCUCCGACUCAUCAGGCCCCGCCCCUGCAGGUCCAGCUGCAGCAGCUGUCAAAGGAGAAGCAGAGCGUGGAAGUGGAGCUUCAACUCUGCCGGGAGGCAGAGCGAGAGGCCUGCGAGAGAGUCCACAGGUUGGAGCGUCUGGUCGAAGUGUUGAGGAAGAAGGUCGGGACAGGAAGCCUCCGAGCCGUUGUCUGAUCAUCUGAUUUUAUUUUCAGUUUUCUGUUUUCAUCCAUUUUACUGUUGAUUUUUUCCCAUAUUUCAUUAAAAACAUCUGCGCUCAUGCAGCCGAUGGACAUUGGUGUUGUAUGUUUCUGCUGUUAUGAACCUAGACGGUGUUUUCUCUUGUGUUUAUAACUACUGUAAACCCACAGCGUUCUUCAUGGCCUUAAAGUUUUUUGACUUUGUUUCCGUAUUUUGUGUUCAGUUGUAAUCAUUAAAUAUUUCCAAUAAGAUGGAUCAGCUUCUGUUGUUUGUAUUUUGGAGUAAACAUGGCUAAGUGAAUUCUUUUUUCUUUAUUUGGUUUUGGCAUGAGGUGAAAUAAAGCAG